Messenger RNA from Pyricularia grisea, 600 nucleotides. RefSeq lists its product as uncharacterized. The record is from RefSeq and is a predicted model, not a curated record. The coding region runs from base 1 to 600 and encodes 199 amino acids. Lineage: Eukaryota; Fungi; Ascomycota; Sordariomycetes; Magnaporthales; Pyriculariaceae. The transcript has a single exon.
AUGGAUCAAACGAUAAACAAUGACGAGUCGCCAAACGUACUGGAGAAAGCUGUGAAACUCGACUGGCAGCUAUCUCGAUGCACAAAUGACAUUCGCAACUGCGAUCAAUGCUCCUCGGAUCUGCAUGUGAUUGUCGCCAUUGAAUCAAGACUGGAAAAGCUUAUCGACAUGCUAGAAGCCGCCUACCGCAACUAUGUCAGCGGAAAGGCGCCGCACCCAGACAAGGUCGACGAUGGGCAGAAUGGUUUCGUGCUAGGGCGCCUUAAGCUUAGCCCUCAAGAUACAGGUGUCUUGACUCGCAACUUGAUCAGUGAUGCCAUGCAUCGAAAGGUCUCCGUCAUUCGACAGUUGAGACAGCAGACGCAGAGAUGUGCAAUGCAGCAGGAGAUUAUGGGUUCCUCACAAUACGAUGCCAGACCACACAUCAUAUUCAGACAAAAUAUGGACGCCUGUAAUGAGCUAGACGCUAAAUUGCAGGCUUUGUUGGGAAGGGUAUAUUCAGUCAUUGCGCAAGCAAAAAUGAGCGCUGGCGGGCCCGGCGGAGUUGAUUUCAAUAUCCCGAGCACAACAGGUUGGCCGGCUACCUCACACAGGGCUUGA